Messenger RNA from Oikopleura dioica, 1365 nucleotides. The record is from the annotation of a GenBank genome assembly. Lineage: Eukaryota; Metazoa; Chordata; Appendicularia; Copelata; Oikopleuridae.
AUGGGUGAUAGUAACCCUAAUGAAUCACUAAAAAUAUUUUCAGAUGAAUUCAUCCGAGGAGAACUCAAAGUCAUUGUUGCUACAAUAGCAUUUGGGAUGGGAAUUGAUAAGCCGGAUGUUAGACGUGUUAUCCAUUACGGCAUUCCAGCUUCUUUGGAGGCAUAUUACCAAGAAAUCGGCAGAGCUGGACGAGAUGGGAAACCUUCCGACUGCAUCGCUUUCUUCAACGAGCAAGAUAAGUUCAUCGCUGAGCAUUUCAUCAAAAUGGCGACCUCAUCCAAGCGAAAGGAUCAGCUAAUGAAAGGUCUUCAAGAUGUCCUCGAAUAUUUUGGUACUACUGGGUGCAAGCGAGAGUUUAUCCUAAGUUACUUCGGCGAGGAGAUCGAUCGGUCAAGAACUGAUUUUAUGGAUUGCUGCCAUAUUUGUCGUAAACGAGUGAAAAACAAAAAGGACGAUUCAAGUGUUUCAAGCUCAUCUAUAUCGACCAUGGCAUUGAAAGAGCUCUAUUACUGCAACUUCACCUACGAAGCUGAGAUCUUCCUGCAGUGCUUAGUAACGAUGGGGGAUCGAGUUGGAAUCGGGAAGGUCAUCAAAAUGAUUCGCGGCUCAAAUGAUAAAACACUGAGCAAGCGGUGCAAGAUGAGCAAGUACCACGGAAAAGGAAAAGAUAAGAAACCCGACUUUUGGAAAGGAAUCGCGGCUGGGCUUGACAAGGAACAAUUUACUGUGCGAGUACCGAUGGAGACGAAGAUGGUUGGGAAAAUUCAAUUCAAAUACGAAGUCGUCGGUAUCACUCAAGCAGGAAGGGCUUGGCUAUAUUCGGGAGCAAACAAAACGAUGAGUCUUCCAUGCUAUCCUGGAAUGGACGUUCCAAUGAAGAAAAUAAAUCUUUCGAAACUAGAGAAAGAAGCAAAGAAGAAAGGCGUCGUUGCCCCAUGCAGGCCAUUUUACACACUAGAAACUCUCCGUGAUAUGAUGAGCAAUAACUUCAACGUGGAAGAACCGCUCCGAAUGAACCACGACGUAAGAGCAGUUUACGAGUGCCACAUGAAGGAAACUGACUUGACAGUCGUAGCUGGAAAGAUGGACACAUCUCGAGAUGAUGUUCUGGCGAAAUUAGCUCAAAGCGUUGCAAGAGGUAAUAGUCUCAACUGGGGCCAAAUCUUCCUCUCGCACGACAACGUUGUAAUGCUGGACGAGGAAAUUCAGCGACUCGGGAGGAUUCACAUGGAUUAUCUCAAAGCAUUUUCAUAUAAUAAAUCUGACCAAUGCGCAUGGAUAGUCGCAAUAGGACUGAUACUUCUUCGAUAUUUCGGAAGGCAUAUACCUUCCAAUCUCUUCUCCGAGCUGAAAUCGGUUCUGUAA